Messenger RNA from Hyaloscypha bicolor E, 3309 nucleotides. Its product is annotated as TPR-like protein. Gene Ontology annotation, molecular function: RNA polymerase II cis-regulatory region sequence-specific DNA binding; protein binding; chromatin DNA binding. Gene Ontology annotation, biological process: regulation of gene expression. The record is from RefSeq and is a predicted model, not a curated record. The transcript is spliced from 8 exons. Lineage: Eukaryota; Fungi; Ascomycota; Leotiomycetes; Helotiales; Hyaloscyphaceae. Bases 316 to 2985 code for a protein of 889 amino acids.
CCUGCACUCGUCCUCUUCACCCUCUGCAUCUAUCUCCACGAGACUUAUCACGAAUAUCUCUUCGGCCGAGCUCCUGGACCCCUGCGCCACCAAAAGCAGCCGCCUCGAAGUGCGACCGCGUUGACGUUUAUUCCCUCCAACGAUCGAGUGCUUCAGAUGGUAUUCGCAUGGUUCUGAUCGAUUGACUUGUCCCAGUAGACUUCAGAUCCGCCCCUGUUCUUGACGGGUUGGAAUAUUUGUAUUUUUUUUGGCGAUACAUUUUGGGUGCGAACCCGCAAUCCUAGGCGGAGUUCACAAUUUGUCGCGAACUGAGCCAUGGCGACGCAUCACCCGUCCCCUCCGGCUGGUAUGAAUUUGCAUCAUGGUCCACCUAGUGGUCCUCCUCCACCGCCGCCAAGCAUGCCUCCUCCACAGCAGCAAUGGCCAGCUGCGCAGCAACAGAUGGCGGCGAUGAAUGAAGCGGUGUGGCUACAAAUUGGGAGCCUUGCAGAGCUUCUGGGCAAUCUCGAUGAAGCUAUGAUUUCUUAUGAACACGCACUGCGUGCCAAUCCGAGGUCCAUUCCCGCCAUGAACGCCAUAAGCUGCAUCCUCCGGACACAAGAGCAAUUCCACAAAGCCGUGGAGUACCUCCAAAACAUUCUCAAGCUAGAUGGCAACAAUGGAGAUGUUUGGGGGAGUUUGGGCCACUGUUAUUUGAUGAUGGACGACUUGCAACAAGCCUACUCGGCGUACCAGCAAGCCCUAUACCACCUCAGGGACCCGAAGGAACCGAAACUUUGGUACGGUAUUGGCAUCCUCUACGAUCGCUAUGGGUCGCUCGAGCAUGCCGAAGAAGCGUUUUCGCAAGUCAUGCGCAUGCAACCCGACUUCGAAAAGGCCAACGAAAUCUACUUCCGCCUCGGUAUAAUUUACAAGCAGCAGCAGAAGUACCAGCAAAGUCUUGAGUGCUUCCGAUACAUUGUUUCCGUGCCACCGACCCCUCUGACUGAAGAGGACAUCUGGUUCCAGAUUGGACAUGUUCAUGAGCAGCAGAAAGAUUACGACAAUGCCAAGUCGGCCUAUCGACGUGUGCUCGACCGAGAUCCGAAGCAUGCAAAGGUCCUUCAGCAGCUUGGCUGGCUGCAUCACCAGCAGAGCAACAGUUUCAGCAGCCAGGAGCAAGCGAUUGAGUAUCUGGAGCAGUCUGUCAGUUCUGAUCAAAGUGAUGCGCAAAGCUGGUAUCUGCUUGGCCGAUGCUACAUGUCACAACAAAAGUACCCAAAGGCGUACGAGGCCUAUCAACAAGCAGUCUAUCGCGAUGGACGGAACCCGACAUUCUGGUGCUCGAUUGGCGUUUUGUAUUACCAAAUUAACCAGUACCGAGAUGCACUUGAUGCAUACUCCCGCGCGAUACGCUUGAACCCGUACAUCUCCGAGGUCUGGUACGACUUGGGAACUUUGUAUGAAUCCUGCAACAACCAGAUCAACGACGCCCUGGAUGCCUAUCAACGAGCCGCCGAGCUCGACCCCCAGAAUGUGCACAUCAAGGCUCGUCUUCAGCUACUCCGCAGUGGCCAGACCAACGGACUUCCUGUGCAGACAAGUGCUCCACUUCCGCAAGAUGUCCAUCCUCAGGCUUACCAGGCUACUGGGGCAGUUGGUCCUCCAGGACCUCAAUGGGGCAACUCAGCUCCCCAGCCUCCACCCUCAGGACCGCCAGCGGGACCACCCGCAAAUGGCUGGGGUGGCCGCCUGGCCGAGAUAAAUCCACCGCCGCAUCCAGCAAAUCCGUAUGACCAGCGGGAACCAGCUCGUGGCCCCGGUCCGAUUCCACCUCCACCUCGUGCUCAAAGCCCUAGGCAGGAGCAGCAAAUGAGACAAUACCCAGGAUCUGAUAGAGGACCCCCUCCUCCUCCUCCACCACCACCUCGUCGCACUCCUCCACGUGAGCAUCACGCCCCUAUGGGCCCUUACUCAGGACCAGGACUACCUCAACCCGGACCCCCGCCAUCAGGCCCUCCUUCUCAGCCACAGCGAGUCUCAAAUCCAAAUUACGCCGGCCCAGGUGGCUCUGCUGUGCUUCCUCCGGCACCGUCAAACAUGAACGGUUCAGGCCCAGGUUCUUUACCCUCAUUUCGAGGUGGCAGCCCUCCCCCACAAGUCCGACCGAUAAUGGACAACCGAAUGCCAUCUCCCAAGUCUGGUUAUCCACACCCCCACCAGUACCCACAUCAUCCAGAUAGCUCCAAUCCUGGUGGUAUCGAGGGAGGUGCUCCUCCGCCAGCUUCUGCUCUCGCUGCUGCAGAAGCAGCCGCAGCUGAGCGCAACGGGGAGAGGCCAGGUUCCGUUGGCUCAAAGAGAAGAGGGGAGUGGGAAGAAGAGCCAUCUAUGAAGAAAGCUGCAUCAGACGAGAACCGAGCUCAGAUGAAUGACAUGCAUCACCGCAGACCAUCUACACCCCCGCGAGAGCAGUUCCGUCGAAGCUCUUCAGAAGCCCGCCGUGAGGAGCAGAGGCGCAUGGAUGAUCAGCGACGCGUCGAAGAACAAAGAAGAGCAGAGGAGCAGCGCCGAGCAAAUGAAAACUAUCAUCCGUCCGAAGCCGCCCAUCAUCCACCAACCCAUGGUCUCCCACCAAAUCACCUCCCACCUAUGCAGCAAGGACCACCGCCGGUGCACACUCCAAUGCAUGAGUUGCCCCCUCCUCCCCCGCCUCCUGCCCCAAAGGAGUAUCCCAUGGAGGACCGAGAGCAGAGAGAUCGCCUCGAUCAUCCACCCCCACCUCCGCCACUUGUUGGAGAGCCUGAACGUGCAGCGAGAAAGAUGGAUGUUGAUGAAGACUAUGAUGACGAUGGAGAAGAGGAUAAGAAGGGUGGCAUUGUUUCAGCAUCGGGAUCUGGGCCAGGUUCUGCAUCAGGAGAAGCCAAGACUACAUCCCCAAGUGGUGUAAACGGGCAUGCUGUGAACGGUGUGUCGAAUGGCCAACCAAAAGUUGAAACCGCGGCUUGAGUUGGAAAUGUUUUCGUUUGUUUGUGUUGAUCUCACGAAGUGUAAAUCACUCUUCUCGUUGAGCGUAUUGUAUAGAAUGACGAAUUUUCACGAAAAGUUCCCUAAACAUUGUGAAUGGAGUGAUAUCGUCGGACGAGAUGCAAAACUUCGAGGUGAGCUGGAUGAUUGUGCGUCAGUUGAGAGUGAGAUUGUGUAUUCGCAACCAACUCAUCUGGGUCUGGGAUCAUCGACAACGAAGAAUUGGAUAGGUUCCAUAACAGCUGAAGACUGUGUUAGUAUCGUAGAAACGACAGGAGAGAUGAGAGCCAAAUAUCAGGCUGGCAU